AGUCCAGAAACCCAUACGGCACCUCCAAGCUCACCCAUAAACAAGUUACCCGACGUUUUAUUAACUGUUUUGUUUUUCAGGUAGCGUACAUUACAAUGUGGAAUGUAAUACAAUUAUUUAAUUCAAAUUACUUGCGAACUGGGUUUUUAUUCUGAAAAAAAAAAAAAAACCCACAAAAAUGAGCAAGUGUCAAAGUUUGAAUGAGGUGCGCCUACAAGCACAAUUACUUGUAGGUAUAGCCUCUGAUGUCACUGAGCGUGGCUGAAACCUGGCCUGUUGCGGCCAUACAAUUCAGGCCAGCCUCUACCGGAGAAAAUCCGCUUCAGCUAUAGAGGAAAAAAACGGAGAAAAAAAAGAAAAAGGCAUCUGACAACAUGGCGAACUUUUUCUGAGAAGUUUCUCUAGGACGCUAAAAAAAACGUUCUUGGACGGAAGUGUGAGCACUUAUUUUUGCACUCACCCACCACUAUAUCUUAAAUAAAGGUUGAGACAGUUUGAAGAGGCAAGAUGUUUGUUUUCCCUAUCGCCGUGGAAAGUAUCAUGGGAUGAAAGUUGCAUGUUGCAGUAGCUGGAUUAUACUGAAGUAGCAGGACAGGAUGGAGAAACAAGCAACGCGAAGAGAAAAGUUUUCGAUCUUUGGGCCCCGCGCGCUGGGCGGGGCGGUGCGUGCGGCGGUGGAGGGGCCGGGCCUGAGCAAGGCGGAGUUUAUGGAGAAGGUUCGGCGGAGCAACGAGGCGUGCCAGCGGGGGGACUUCCACUCGGCCGUGCGCCUGUACAGCGAGGCCCUGCUGGCCGACCCGCAGAACUGCAUCCUGUACAGCAACCGAUCCGCCGCACACCUCAAGCUGGGCCAGCACCAGGUCGCCCUCGACGACGCCAUCAAGGCCCGCCUCCUCAACCCCAAGUGGCCCAAGGCAUACUUCCGACAGGGUGUUGCCCUUCAGUACCUGGGGCGGCAUGCCGACGCGCUGGCCGCCUUCGCCUCGGGCCUCGCCCAGGACCCCAAGAGCCUGCAGCUGCUGGUGGGCAUGGUGGAGGCCGCCAUGAAGUCGCCGCUGCGAGAGUCCCUGGAGCCCACCUAUCAGCAGCUGCAGAAGAUGAAGCUGGACAAGAGCCCGUUCGUGGUGGUGUCCGUGAUUGGCCAGGAGCUGCUGUCAGCCGGUCACCACGGCGCCUCGGUGGUGGUGCUGGAGGCGGCGCUGAAGAUCGGCACCUGCAGCCUGAAGCUGCGCGGCUCCGUCUUCUCCGCCCUCAGCAGCGCCUACUGGCUGCUGGGCAACACCGAGAAGAGCACCGCCCACAUGCAGCAGGACCUGGAGGUGGCCAAGACCUUAGGUGACCAAACAGGUGAAUGCCGGGCCCAUGGCAACCUGGGCUCAGCAUUCUUCUCCAAGGGGAACUACCGCGAGGCCCUGACCAAUCACCGGCACCAGCUGGUCCUGGCCAUGAAACUCAAGGACGAAGAGGCGGCCUCCUCAGCGCUCAGCAGCCUGGGCCACGUGUACACGGCCAUCGGCGACUACCCCAACGCGCUGGCCAGCCACAAGCAGUGCGUCAUCCUGGCCAAGCAGUCCAAGGACCAGCUGUCGGAGGCCCGCGAGCUGGGCAACAUGGGCGCCGUCUACAUCGCCAUGGGCGACUUCGCCAACGCCGUGCAGUGCCACGAGGAGCACCUGGGCAUCGCCAAGGCGCUGGCCAACAAGCGGGAGGAGGCGCGGGCGUACAGCAACCUGGGCAGCGCCUACCACUACCGGCGGGACUUCGACAAGGCCAUGUCGUACCACGCGCGCGUGCUGGAGCUGGCGCAGGAGCUGGGCGAGCGGCCCGUGGAGAUGCGGGCGUACGCCGGGCUGGGCCACGCGGCCCGCUGCAUGCAGGACCUGGAGCGCGCCAAGCAGUACCACCAGCAGCAGCUGGGCAUCGCCGAGGGGCUGGCAGACCGCGCCGCAGAGGGACGGGCCUCCUCCAACCUGGGCAUCAUCCACCAGAUGAAGGGGGAUUAUGAGACUGCACUGAAACUCCACAAAACUCAUCUCUCCAUCGCCCAGGAGCUGAGCGACUACGCCGCCCAGGGGCGGGCCUACGGGAACAUGGGCAACGCCUACAACGCGCUGGGCAUGUUCGACCAGGCCGUGCGCUACCACCGCCAGGAGCUCCAGAUCUCCAUGGAGGUCAACGACCGGGCCUCGCAGGCCUCCACCCACGGCAACCUGGCGGUGGCCUACCAGGCGCUGGGCGCCCACGACCGCGCCCUCCAGCACUACCAGAACCACCUGAACAUCGCCCGCGAGCUGCGGGAUGUCCAGAGCGAGGCCCGGGCCCUGGGGAACCUGGGAAACUUCCACUGCUCCCGGGGCGAGUUCCCUCAGGCCGUGCCCUACUACGAGCAGUACCUGCGUCUGUCCCCGGACCUCCAGGACAUGGAGAGCGAGGGCAAGGUGUGCCAUAACCUGGGCUACGCCCACUACUGCCUGGGAAGCUACCAGGAGGCCGUCAAGUACUACGAGCAGGACCUGGCGCUGGCUAAGGACCUGCAUGACAAGCUGAGCCAGGCCAAGGCCUACUGCAACCUGGGCCUGGCCUUCAAGGCACUGGGCAACUUCAGCAAGGCUGAGGAGUGCCAGAAGUACCUCCUCUCCCUGGCCCAGUCGCUCAACAACCAGCAGGCCCGCUUCCGGGCCCUGGGCAACCUGGGCGACAUCUUCGUCUGCAAGAAGGACGUGGGCGGGGCCAUCAAGUUCUACGAGCAGCAGCUGGCCCUGGCGCACCAGGUCAAGGAGCGCAAGAUGGAGGCGUGCGCCUACGCCGCCCUGGGCACCGCCUACCGGAUGGUGCAGAAGUACGACAAGGCCCUGGGCUACCACACCCAGGAGCUGGAGGUCUACCAGGAGCUGGGCGACAUCCAGGGGGAGUGCCAGGCCCACGGGCACCUGGCGGCGGUCUACAUGUCCCUGGGGAAGUACACCAUGGCCUUCAAGUGCUACGAGGAGCAACUCGAGCUGGGCCAGCGGCUCAAGGACCCCAGCGUGGAGGCGCAGGUCUACGGCAACAUGGGCAUCACCAAGAUGAACAUGAGCGUGAUGGAGGAGGCCAUCGGCUACCUGGAGCAGCAGCUGGCCACCCUGCAGCAGCUGAGCGGGAACGAGGCCGUGCUGGACCGGGGGCGGGCCUACGGUAACCUGGGCGACUGCUACGAGGCGCUGGGCGACUACGAGGAGGCCAUCAAGUACUACGACCAGUACCUGUCUGUGGCCCAGAGCCUGAACCGAAUGCAGGACCAGGAGAAGGCCUACCGGGGCCUGGGCAACGGACACAGGGCGAUGGGGAGCCUGCAGCAGUCCCUGGUGUGCUUCGAGAAGCGGCUGGUGGUGGCGCACGAGCUGGGGGAGAGCGCCACCAAGGCGCAGGCGUACGGCGAGCUGGGCAGCCUGCACAGCCAGCUGGGCAACUACGAGCAGGCCAUCUCCUGCCUGGAGCGCCAGAUGGGCAUCGCCCGGGAGACCGGGGACCGCCCGCUGGAGGGCCACGCCAGCUGCGGCCUGGGCGCCGUGUACCAGCUGAUGGGCGAGCACGAGACGGCGCUGCGCUGCCACCAGCUGGACCUGGAGAUCGCCGAGGAGACGGGCAGCGCCGGCUGCCAGGGCCGCGCCUACGGCAACCUGGGCCUCACCUACGAGUCGCUGGGCAACUUCGAGCGGGCCGUGGUGUACCAGGAGCAGCACCUGAGCAUCGCCGCGGAGACCAACGACCUGGCCGCCAAGACGCUGGCCUACAGCAGCCUGGGCCGCACCCACCACGCGCUGCAGAACUACUCGCAGGCCGUCAUGUACCUGCAGGAAGGUCUGCGCUUGGCGGAACAGCUGGCCCGCCGUGAAGACGAAGCCAAAAUCCGCCAUCGCCUCGGCCUGUCGCUGUGGGCCAGCAGCAACCUGGAAGAGGCCCAGCACCAGCUCUAUCGAGCCUCGGCCCUGUUUGAGACCAUCCGGCACGAGGCCCAGCACAGCACCGACUACAAGCUCUCCCUGUUCGACCUGCAGACCUCCUCCUACCAGGCCCUCCAGAGGGUCCUCGUCAGCCUGGGUCACCAUGACGAGGCGCUGGCCGUGGCGGAGCGGGGUCGAACCCGGGCCUUCGCGGACCUGCUGGUGGAGAGGCAGACGGGCCAGCAGGACUCUGACCCCUACACUCCGGUCACGGUCGACCACAUCCUGGACACGGUCAACGGGCAGCGGGCCCUGGUGCUCUACUUCUCCCUGGCGGCUGGGUACCUCUACAGCUGGCUGCUGGCGCCUGGGGCAGGAAUCCUGAAGUUCCACGAGGUGUACCUGGGCGAGGGCGUGUCGGAGGGCGGGUCGUCCGAGUUCCAGGAGGCGGGGGGCGGGGCCGGGGGCGGGUCCUCGCUGGAGCAGCAUAUCGCCAGCGCCCGAGAGGCCCUGGGCGUGGACUCCUACUACAGCAGGGGCUGUUCCAGCAGUGAGACAGAGAGUGAGGCGGGCGAUCUGCUGGACCAGCAGUUCGAGGAGCUCAACAACAAGCUGAACUCUGUGACCGACCCCACGGGCUUCCUCCGCAUGGUGUCCAGGAACAACCUCUUCAACAGGAGCUGCCAGAGCAUGACCAGCCUGUUCAGCAACACCGUCUCUCCCGCCAAAGAUGGCGGGUCCUCGCUGCCCCGCCGCGCCAGCGCCCUGAGCAAGCCCCCGCUCCGCGCGCUCUACGACCUGCUGGUCGCGCCCAUGGAGGGGGGUCUGAUGCACUCGAGCGGGCCCGUGGGCCGCCACAGGCAGCUGGUUCUGGUGCUGGAGGGGGAGCUGUACCUCAUCCCCUUCGCCCUGCUCAAAGGCAGCUCCUCCAACGAGUACCUGUACGAGCGCUUCAGCCUCAUCGCCGUGCCCUCCAUCGGGAGCCUGGGAGCCGGAGCCAAGACGCACCCUCGGCGGGCGGGGCCAGCGCUGUGCGGGGGCGUCUCCAUGGCGGCGGUGGUGGGUAACCCGCGGUUACCCUCGUCGGUGAUGGACCGCUGGCUGUGGGGGCCCAUGCCGUCGGCAGAGGAGGAGGCGGUCAUGGUGUCGGAGCUGCUGGGCUGCCAGCCGCUGGCGGGCGCGGCCGCCACCAAGGAGCGCGUGAUGAGCGCGCUCACGCAGGCCGAGUGCGCCCACUUCGCCACGCACAUCUCCUGGAAGCUCGCCGCCCUGGUGCUCACGCCCAACCCGGAGAGCGCCGCCGCCGCCGCCGCCGCCGCCGGGGGGGCGGGGCCGGGCGGGGUGGGCCCGGGGGGCGGGGCCGGGGCGGGGGGAAAGGGGAGCAGCAGCUACACCAUCCCGGAGAGCCUGCGGGGGGGGCAGGACGACGGCAGCGACGCGGAGAGCGUGUGCGACAGCCCGCCCCUGCAGGAGUUCCUGCUCACCGCCGCCGACAUCCUGGACCUGCGGCUGCCCGUCAAACUGGUGGUGUUGGGGUCCUACCAGGAGUCCAACAGCAAGGUGACGGCGGACGGGGUGGUGGGGCUGACGCGGGCCUUCCUGGCGGCGGGGGCGCAGUGCGUGCUCGUGUCCCUGUGGCCCGUCCCGGUCGCCGCCUCCAAGGUGUUUGUGCACGCCUUCUACUCCGCCCUGCUGAGCGGGACCAAGGCCAGCGCCGCCCUCGCCGACGCCAUGAAGACCGUGCAGAGCAGCAAGCAGUUCUCCCACCCCUCCAACUGGGCCGGCUUCAUGCUGAUUGGCAACGACGUGAAGCUGAACAGCCCCUCGUCUCUGAUUGGCCAGGCGCUGGCGGAGAUCUUGCAGUACCCGGACCGGGCUCGGGACGCCAUGAGAGUCCUGCUCCACCUGGUGGAGAAGUCCCUGCAGCGGAUCCAGAGUGGCCAGCGGAACUCCAUGUACACGUCCCAGCAGAGCGUGGAGAACAAGGUGGGCGGGGUCCCGGGCUGGCAGGCCCUGCUGACCGCCGUGGGCUUCCGGCUCGAUUCGGCGGGAACCGGCCUCCCCGCCGCCGUCUUCUUCCCCACCGCCGACCCCGGCGACCGGCUCCAGCAGUGCAGCACCACCCUGCAGUCCCUGCUCGGUCUGCCUCCCCCUGCACUCCUGGCCCUCUGCAAACUCAUCACUGCCUCAGAGACUGGAGAACAACUCAUCAACAGGGCUGUUAAAAAUGUGGUGGGAAUGCUCCACCAGGUGCUGGUCCAGCUGCAGACAGGUGAGAAGGAGCAGGAUUUCUCCGUGGCUCCCAUCCAGGUGUCCAUCAGCGUGCAGCUCUGGAGGUUGCCAGGUUGUCAUGAAUUCCUCGCUGCGCUGGGGUUCGACCUGUGCGAGGUGGGCCAGGAGGAGGUGGUGCUGAAGACGGGCAAGCAGGCCAACCGCCGGACCAUGCACUUCGCCCUGCAGUCCCUGCUGGCACUUUUCGACUCCACCGAGCUGCCCAAACGGCUCAGCCUUGACAGCUCCUCCUCUCUGGAGUCCCUGGCCUCGGCCCAGUCCGUGUCCAACCAGCUGCCCCUGGGCUACCCGGCGCCACCCUUCUCCCCGCCCUGUCCCGACAGCUUGGCCUCGGACGCCAUCUCCGUGUACAGCCUGAGCUCCGUGGCCUCGUCCAUGAGCUUCGUGUCCAAGUCGGAGAGCGCCUGUGAGUACCUGGGCCAACGAAGGCAGCAGGAGCUGGAGCGCCACCGGGGCGGGGCGGGCCUGUUCUCCCCGAACCGGCACCCGGGCGUCCCGCGGAGCCGCUCGUCCCCACACGGGGCGGUGGGUGGGCGGGACGAAGAGGAGUACGAGGGCUACUCCAUCAUCAGCAGCGAACCCCUGGGAGGCCACUGCGACACCCUGCCCCUGCCCGCCGGUCACCGCAGCAACCGCGGCCGAGGGGGCGGGGCCGGCGGUGGGCGGGGCCACGGCGGGGCAUCGGUCUCCUCUCGGGGCAGCGUCAGCACGCCCACCUCGCCUGUCAAGGCCGCGCCCGCGCCUGCCCCCGCCCCCGCCCCCGGGAGCUCGACCCCGCCCUCCCAGAAGACGGGGAAGGUGAGCAGCUCGGACACGGGCGAGUCGGACCAGUCCAGCACCGAGACCGACAGCACCGUCAAGUCCCAGGAGGAGAGGACGACAGCACCCCCGCUGGACCCCCAGGAGCUGGCCAAGAAGAUCCUGGAGGAGACGCAGAGCCACCUACGGGCAGUGGAGUGCCUGCAGAGGGCCAGCGGCGAGGGCGGGGGGGCGGGGUCCGGGGGCGCCUGCACCCCCACCGGAGGCUCCGCCUUCCGCUCGUCGGAGACCAGCGCCUUCAGCCGGCCCCAGAGCAGCACCAGCAUGAGGGGCCAGUCCUCCCCCCUCUCAGUCCGGCCCAAACCGCCGUCCCGCACCUCCUCCCUGCAGAAGGUCAGCUCGGGCUACAACAGCCCCGCCACCUCCGACACCUCCCUGAAGGAGGGGGGCCACCCCUCCCCCACCCCGACCCUGGACGGCCACGCCCACUUCAAGCUCAAGUACCCCAGCUCGCCCUACAGCGGCCACAUCUCCCGGUCGCCUAGCAACGUCUCCCCCAGCUCGGGGCACCAGUCGCCCUCCGGUAGCACCCCCUCCCCCGCCCUGUCCUACUCCUCCACCGGCUCCGCCCGCUCCAGCCCGGCCGACGCCCCCGAUAUCGACCGCCUCAAGCGGGCGGCCAUCGACGAGAAGGUGCAGGCCAUCCACAACCUGAAGACCUUCUGGGCCAACGCGGCCGCCGCCCAGCAGCACCAGCAGCACUCGGGCCCCGUUCGGGCCCUCCGUCCCGGCCAGAGAGGCACCGGCACCGCCGGGAGGGACGUCCUCAACCUCCUGAACCUCUCCCCGCGCCACGGCAAGCCGGGCGGGCCGGGCGACGGGCUGGAGCUGCCGGAGCUGGGGCUGAGGUCGCUCGACCGCGGCGCCAGGAACCCCCCCAACGGCCACCGCAAGCACGACCCCCGGAAACUGCCCCCCUCGCCGGCCACCUCCACCAGCAGCAGCCCCGGGGCCCGGCCAAUCCGGCUGCCCGCCGGGAACGGGUACAAGUUCCUCACGCCGGGGCGCUUUUUCCCCUCGUCCAAAUGCUGAGGCGUCUGCCGUUUCACCCUCCCGCCCCCCUCCCCCCGAUUGGUCUCUCGAUUCCCCUUCAUCGACGAUUGGCUGUCCUCUCCUGAUGGUGUCAAGGUGCUUUCUGAAGGACCUGAUUGACCAGUUGCCCUGGAGAUGUGCGAAAACGUGCAGCAGCUGGGACUGGAUUGAGAGCGCACGAAUACUUACACCUCCGCCUACACUGUAAAAAAAAAAAACACAAAACAAAAACGACUUGGAGAAAAAGACUCUGAAAGACCUGACACUGUGCGUGCCAGGAGGGACUGUAGCUACCAAGCGGUGUUUCCUCGGACGUGUUGACUGUUUGCGUUAGCCAAGACGAUGCAGCUCGGACUGUUCCGUUUCCUUUUAUUCUAUUUUAUUUUUAAUAUAAUAAUUAUUAUUGUUAUUAUUAUUAUUGUUGUUAUUAUUGAUUGUUGUUAUAAUAGUUAUUUUGUUUUGUAAAUUAAAUCCAGUGUUUCGCAAUCAGUAUUAAACGUUUUUAUAUGAUGACGAAAAGCAAACAGGACUGUGUAAAAAAAAAAAAAAAAGAGGAGGAAAAAGAUCUCAUAUUUUUAUUGAAAUGGCAAAGAAGGCACUUUGCCUGAUUUCUUUGUGAUUAAGUGUUAAUAUUAAAGCAUGGACUCUCUUCCUAUUCAGUGUUUCAAUGUCUUUUUAGCACAUGACUUUUGAAAACAAAUGGGCGAUCAUUCGGGAAAUGCAAAAAAAAGGCACCGCAAUGUCAUUUAUCAGUAAAACGGUUUCAAUAAAAAUCAGGUUUUCUCUCUUGGAA
Messenger RNA from Anguilla rostrata (American eel), 8859 nucleotides. RefSeq names its product tetratricopeptide repeat domain 28 (gene ttc28). Lineage: Eukaryota; Metazoa; Chordata; Actinopteri; Anguilliformes; Anguillidae. Bases 597 to 8066 code for a protein of 2489 amino acids. The record is from RefSeq and is a predicted model, not a curated record. Gene Ontology annotation, molecular function: protein binding. The transcript has 26 exons.